Salvia hispanica is the source of this 1362-nucleotide messenger RNA. RefSeq names its product chalcone synthase-like. Gene Ontology annotation, molecular function: acyltransferase activity, transferring groups other than amino-acyl groups. The record is from RefSeq and is a predicted model, not a curated record. Lineage: Eukaryota; Viridiplantae; Streptophyta; Magnoliopsida; Lamiales; Lamiaceae. Gene Ontology annotation, biological process: polyketide biosynthetic process.
AUUACCUCUUCUAAGUUCUAUCUUUCCACCAUCUCAAUCCGCCGCAAACAACACUUUUCCGGCGAAGUAAAUGGCGACUGCGGAGGAGUUCCACCGUGCUCAACGGGCUGAGGGUCCGGCCACUGUGUUGGCAAUCGGCACCGCUGUGCCGCUAAAUUGCAUCGAGCAAAGCACGUUUCCUGAUUACUACUUUCGCGUCACAAAGAGUGAGCAUAUGACCGAUGUCAAACGAAAAUUUAGGCACAUGUGUGAAAAUUCCAUGAUAAAGAAACGCUACACACACCUAACCGAGGAACUCGUGAACCAAAACCCUAACAUGGGAGAGUACCUGGCCCCAUCACUGAACACACGACAAGACAUGGGGGCAGAGGAGGUGCCAAAGUUGGGCAAAGAGGCAGCGGAGGCGGCCAUCAAGGAGUGGGGGCAGCCUAAAUCCAAGAUCACCCACCUCAUCUUCUCUACCAACAGCAGCGUCCACAUGCCUGGCGCCGACUUUCACCUCACCACCCUCCUCGCCCUCCGCCCAUCCGUCAACCGCUCCAUGAUGUACCUCCAGGGGUGCCACGCUGCUGCGGCUGCCCUCCGUGCGGCCAAGGACUUGGCCGAGAACAACGCUACUGCAAGGGUCCUGAUCGUCAACUCGGAGACCACCACCCUCGGCUUCCGCGGCCCGAGCAGGGCCCACCCCGAGAACCUCUUGGGGCAAGCCCUGUUCGGGGACGCAGCCUCGGCCAUGAUUGUAGGCUCUGACCCGGUUGCCGGGUCGGAGCUACCGCUCUUCCAGAUCGUCUCCGCAGCGCAGACGAUCAUCCCUGGCAGCGCCGGUGCGAUCGUCGGGCAUGUGGGGGAGGCCGGGCUGGUCGUCCAUCUCCGGGCCGAUGUCCCGGGCUUGAUCGCGAAGAACAUCGAGGCGUGUUUGGAAGAGGCUUUCCGGCCGUUUGGGAUCAGGGAUUGGGAUUCCAUAUUCUGGAUUGCGCAUCCCGGUGGGCCCGCGAUUCUGGAGCAGAUAGAGAGAGGGUUGGGCCUGAAGGCGGAGAAGUUGCGGGUGUCGCGGCGCGUGUUGAGGGAGUACGGGAAUGUGUCGAGCGCGAGUGUUGUGUUUAUUAUGGAUGAGAUGAGGAGGUCCUCGGCCGAGGAGGGGCUAAGCACCACUGGUGAGGGGCUGGAUUGGGGGGUGCUCUUUGGGUUCGGGCCGGGCAUCACCGUCGAGACGGUCGUACUCCGCAGCAUGCCCAUUGAUUGACUUGUUAUUUGUUACUGCUGCUCCUACUCGUUAUCAAUGACCGAUCCAGAAAUUUUCAUCCGUGGGUCAAAAAAUAAUUAAUAAAUAUAAUAAAAUAUUUAAAUAAUUAUUAUACAUUA